AUGUCAUCUUGGAACAAGGCUGAAGUCGCCUUCACCCAAGAGCCAUCGGUAAAAGCCGAGCUUUCACCUACAGGCCAAAGACAUUCUCACGCAUGGGCUACAGCGGCACAAGACCAGGACCCUGGCGCUCGCCUAGCAUUUCGAAUCUACCGACAGGACGAGAAUGGAUUUGAAACUUGGUCAACUUACGCUGCAAAUGAUAGCUGGGAAACAAUAUGUCGGGCGAACAGUCUUGUCGAUAAGUUUGAAGGAAGCACCUAUGUCGAGCUCUGCACCAAACCCCGAAGAUAUAUCUAUAUUGAUAGUCGGUUCAAAAAACUGAAGAGAGAACAUCCGCAACUGUUACCUUUUGUUGGUGGCGCAUAUACUGAUGACGGGAUGAAUGUGGUCCCCACCCAAAAUUCUCCCAGAGGCAAAAAGUUGAAGCCGAGAAAACGGAAGUUUGAAGAUCUGGAUCUAGGUACGAUUGGUGCAAAGAACUAG
Molecule: messenger RNA, 483 nt
Organism: Aspergillus terreus NIH2624
Lineage: Eukaryota; Fungi; Ascomycota; Eurotiomycetes; Eurotiales; Aspergillaceae
Exons: 2
Coding region: 1-483 (160 amino acids)
Source: RefSeq, a predicted model, not a curated record